Insectozyma verbasci is the source of this 819-nucleotide messenger RNA. The record is from the annotation of a GenBank genome assembly. Lineage: Eukaryota; Fungi; Ascomycota; Pichiomycetes; Serinales; Debaryomycetaceae.
AUGACUUCAGAACAAGCUUAUUAUGGUAAAGGUUAUGAUAAAUCAGUAUCAUCUACUCAUGCAUGGAGAACAGUUAAAAAUAGUGCUGAAUUUGUUAUCCCAGUUUUAAAACCAAAUUUCAAAGUUUUGGAUGUUGGAAGUGGUCCAGGCACAAUUACAUUUGAUUUUGCUAAAAAUUAUUUAACAGAAGGUGGUAAAAUAAUUGGUGUUGAACCUACACAAGAAUUGAUUGAUGAAGCUAAUGAAUAUAAAGCAAAAAAUGGAUCACCAAGUAAUUUACAUUUUCAAAUAGGUUCAAUUUAUGAAUUACCAUUCGAAGAUGACUCAUUUGAUUUAAUUUAUUGUCAUCAAGUUGUCAUACAUUUACAAGAUCCUAUUCUCGCAUUAAAAGAAUUGAAAAGAGUAUGUAAACCAAAUGGUUAUGUAUGUGUUAAGGAUGCUGAUUUAAUUUCAUCAAUUGUUUAUCCUGAAAAAUAUCAACCAUUGGCUGAUUUUUAUGCAAUUAAGGCUGAUGCAUCAAUUUCAACAGAUUCAAAAGCAGGUAGAAAAUUAUAUGAAAGAUGUAUAGAAGCAGGAUAUGAUAUUACCAAACUACAAUAUUCAAUGUCACAUUGGUUAUGUUAUGAAAUUGAAUAUAAAUUAAAAUGGGCAGAUGCAACUAUAAAUAGAAUCAAAAAUUCCAAAGAAAAUCCAUAUCCAAAUGAUCCAUUGAAAAAUCAACAAACAAAAGAAGAAGCUAUUGAAUUAUGGAAUCAAUGGAAAGAUGAUAAAAGUUCAUUCUUUAACUUGAAUCAUUUUGAAAUUAUAUAUAAAAAAUAG